AUGGCGCCGCCCAAGCCCGACAACUUCGGCAUUGAGCCAACCCUACCAGCAGCAAAAGGACUAGCUAACCUAGGCGCGCUUGGUAGAGUCGAAGGUGAUAUGGCCAAUUUGCCUGUCUUCGGGGAGAUCCCCCAGCAGAUCGAUGGCACUUUUUAUCGUAUGAUGGUCGAUCCCUUCUACCCGCUGAUGGAAGGGAAUCCACCUGUCGAAGGUGACGGGAAAAUGUCUGUGUUCCGCAUCCACGACGGGAAGGUUGACCUUAAAGUGAGGUAUGUCGACACAGAACGGCUCCGACUUGAGCGGGCUGCCAAUAAACGUCUGUUUGGUCUAUACCGCAACCCAUACACCCACCAUCCCUGCGUUCGUGCAGCUGUGGACUCUACCGCAAAUACGAACCUCGUUCAUUGGAGCGGGCACAUCCUCGCUCUGAAAGAAGGUGGGUUGCCUUACGCCGUGGAUCCAGAUACAUUGGCGACUCGCGCAUAUGACCCUUUCAAGUCUCCCGGGAAGACAUUCUCUGCACAUCCAAAGGUCGACCCAUUUUCUGAGGAACUGGUUGUCUAUGGUUAUGAGGCCAAGGAACUAGGCUCGGAUGACGUCGUCACGUAUAGUAUCACAAGAGAUGGAACCGUCAAGGAUGUACAAUGGAACCAUGCGCCCUGGCCUGCCCCAAUCCAUGACUGUGCCAUCACCACGAAUUUCAUCAUCCUGUUCAUGUGGCCAUUUCAGUCAGACGUAAACGCCAUGAAGGGGGGUGGGCAGCACUGGAAAUGGACUAAUGAUCGAAAUGUGACGUUUCAGGUCAUACCGAGGCGCGCCGAUAAAGUACCCUCGGGCUGGGAAGUUGGGGAGUCACGUGUGUAUCAGUGGACCCGGAAUGCUUUCCUUGUACACUCGGCAGCUGCUUGGGAAGAUAAAUCAGGCAAGGUGUAUAUCGAGACUUCUCGGGUGUAUGGGAAUUUAUUCCCAGACUGGGCCAGCGAGGCUGACUUGCCUGCCGACCCAAACCCUGAAAGUGAUUUUGUCCGUUGGGAGCUUGAUUUAUCACAACCAACUAACAGCACUGUCCCCGAUCCUGAGGUCGUCGUUCCACUUACUUCAGAGUUUCCACGCAUUGAUGAACGCCUGAUGGGCAGGAAGUACAACAUCAUAUACCUCCCCGUGGCAGCCCCCGAUAUACCAGCAAAUGGGUUGCCUAUGAUCACGUCGCUUAACGCUUUGGCCAAGGUUGACAAGGCAGCAGGAACAACGGAAUUCUUCAAGCCUGGACAUCCAUGUGUGGUUGAAGAGCCAAUCUUCAUCCCACGCAGUAAGAGCAGCCCGGAAGGGGAUGGUUGGAUCUUGAGCAUGGUCCAACAUAUCGAGCAACGAAGCAGCGACCUGGUGAUUCUGGACAGUCGGAACUUCACCAAGCCCAUCGCCAUCAUCAAAAUGCCGUUGUAUCUCCGGGGGCAGAUUCACGGCAAUUGGGUAGAUGCUGUAGACGUGGGUGGAGCCUUUAAGCCACUUGUUCGAGUGCCAGAGCCAACAAAGGUUAGUGGCCGCGGAGCUUUAGAGCCACAGGUAUAUUGA
Messenger RNA from Neoarthrinium moseri, 1572 nucleotides. RefSeq lists its product as uncharacterized. The record is from RefSeq and is a predicted model, not a curated record. Gene Ontology annotation, biological process: carotene catabolic process. Gene Ontology annotation, molecular function: carotenoid dioxygenase activity. NCBI's taxonomy places the organism in Eukaryota, Fungi, Ascomycota, Sordariomycetes, Amphisphaeriales, Apiosporaceae. The transcript has a single exon. Bases 1 to 1572 code for a protein of 523 amino acids.